Molecule: messenger RNA, 3400 nt
Organism: Phymastichus coffea
Lineage: Eukaryota; Metazoa; Arthropoda; Insecta; Hymenoptera; Eulophidae
Exons: 3
Coding region: 464-961 (165 amino acids)
Source: RefSeq, a predicted model, not a curated record
CAGCCUUGGCGAGCGGGCAUAAGUGUCGUACAGUCAAGAAACGGUACAGGAAAAAUGUAGAAACUGUAAAGCGCCUCAUAAUAUAGUCGGUAUGUAGAAGCGUCGUGGUCGCUGCAAGGAAAAUACGACAUAACCCCUAAAAUCGAAGUCCAUGGCGGAGUGAGACCGCGCUGUAUAUAUGUAUAACGAAAGCGUGAGACAGAGACGCCGGAGGGAGGAAGCGAGAUAAAGCGUACAACAGCGAGAGAGCAGGAGAGUCGGUCGCGCGCUUGAAAGACAGAAAGAGAGCCACUCAGUAUGUGAUAUCAAUCCCGCGGCCUAAGCAUCGCAGCGUCGUCGUACGUGUGUACGUUCUGUCUGACUCGGCGGAUUUCGGCGAUACACAUACAGAACAGUUCGAAGAAAAAGCAUUGUACAUAUCAUAACUCUUCGUAGCCGCUACAAAAAACGAAAAUAAAGAAAGAUGUGGAGGCACGAGAUUACACUUUUCUGCUCCCUCUUUCUGUUGGUCGUGCUUUUGCCGGCUUGCACUUUUGCAGGAAAUGACAGCAAAUACGGGCAAACAUGCUCGAUGGAAUUUUUUGCAAUAGAGAAUUGCGGGACGAACGAGAGAUGUAAGGUGGAGGAGCAGUCCGGAGGUAAUAUAACCAAGUGCAUCUGCGUGCAGGGAUACGAAUACAAAAAUCUGUCCUGCACAAAGAUACCCACGACGACUGAGGCUCCACCUGUCAAUACCGCCGCCCCGACGGCCGCAUCGAUUUCAAGCAGUUCUGAAGGAGGCAGCUCGGUAACUGCGUUCCUGCUAGUACCAACCUGCCUGAUAAUAAUCGGCGCGCUGGGCUACUUUGGCGCAAGGCGAUACAAGUGGCUUCAACGAUUACGGCAUUUCCGACAGAAUCGCUAUGGCAACGUUUUAGUCACGAGAGACGACACUGACGACGAUGAUCCGCCGAUUGCGUAGAAUUUACAGGUGCAUUACAUCAAGAAUAUCCAUUGAUGCAUCGAGUAUGUUAGUGCAGAUUUACUUGCCUCGGAUUCGCGAGAGAGAGAGAGAGUGAGAGAAAGAUUUCUGUUUGUUUCUUUUGCCAGAAAAAGACUCCAGAGAAAAGUGUGUGCAUGUAGUGAGAUUCGACCGAUGUCACGUCGGCGUGCAAAUAUAUAUCAUUCAUAGUCAGAUAAGAUGUUUUUUGUAUAGUGAAAUGGCCAAAUGCGAAAAUGCGACUGUGGAUUGAACGAACGUCAGUUUAAAUUGUUUUUUUGAUCUGAUUGAUAUGAUGUAAUGAAUUUUUUUAAAAAGACAAUGGAAUUAGUCGGAAAAUUGUAAAAAAAACAGGGGCUAUAGAAGAAAUUGUCGUCUCAACAGUGCGACAUUUGUUAUAUUUAUGUACAUUGAAUAGCGCAUUAGUGAAUAAUGAAGUGACUAGGAACUGCAUUUAACGUAUUUCUAUGAAAAAUUGCGAUAACAUAAUUUUUUAUAUAAACUAACUGAUAGACGGGUCAGUAAAUUUCACGUAAUACAGUUAUUUAGAUUAAAGGAAAAAUAUAGUAACUGAAUCUUUAAAUACUCUUUUAUAUGGUGCCCGAGAUCACUGAUAAUUUAUAUAAAUAUUCAAUUUUUCAUAGGACGUAAGAAAGCACAGUUUCGAUUCUACCUACAGGAUACGAAACGUUUUAAUGUGAUUACCGAUAUAGUUGGUACAAUAAUAAGUCUUACCGAACAAAACUCUACAUUGGUACCGUAUCUGCAUUUUAUCUACAUAUCAUUGAUCAACUUGCUUAUAUAAAAAUGCAGAAUUCGAAUAUUUGAUCGAAUUUUUCAUAUCAACUUUCCUAACAGAUUUUUAAAACUAAUUUUGAAUAAUGUUUUUCGUUACAAUUGUUCUUGAUCGUCAAGACUUAUCAAAAGCUAAAUACAUUAGCUGAAAUAAUAGCUUUUUAUAAGCAUUUUUAUAAAGCAAAAUAAUGAAAAGUUCACUUUUAAUAUCAAUUUUUUUUAACAGUUGCCGAUUUUCAACUUUGAAUGUAUUGAACGACUUUUGUAAAUAAUUUAUUUUUAUAAUUUCUUUACAUUUUUGCCAUACUAAAUUCGUUGAUUGUAAAUUUGUAGACGAAACUAUUGAUACUAGUGCUUUGAUGAAGUCUGAAGAUUCUUUAUAUCAGCCUUCAUGUGAGAAAUACCACGGUGAAAAACUUUAUACUCUUGUCUUUCUAUAUAAAAAUAUUAAGUAAACGAAGUUACUACGGUGACGCACGAAAAUCCAGUAUCUGUUUCAUAAAUAGCCACAAUUUUAUCUAACGAAUUCUCUACAUUGUCAUCCAUAAGUGAUACUUAUCUUUGUCAUUUUGAAAAAUUUACUUACUUGUAAAAAAACUUUUAACAGAUAUUACCAGGUAGUAUAUUGAUUAUAAGUAGUAACAAUUUCUCGUUGUGCCUGAUAUUUUCUGUAUCGUGGUGCCUAUCAAAUUUUAAUGCUCAAAAAUAUAUAUUCUAAGAUGUACACAUUUUUAGCAUUAGUUACCCUUGUAUUGGUUUUCUUUGAUAUACAAAUAUUCAUAGCAGACGUAAUUUAUUGAAUAGCUGAAAAUUUAUUUUUUAUUUUUUCAGCACUUUGUUACAAUACAACUAUAGUUUUUAAUGCAUUCUUCCCAAUGGCCAAAGAAAGUAGAUUGUCAGAUAUUAAAAUAUUUAUAUUUUAUUAGCUUGAGUUAAAUAUUGAUUUUCAGUUAUGAAAUCUGCGGACUUAACCAAUUUUUAUAAUAAUUUCUAUUGUCACUUGUUUGUUAUUCACCUUAUAAAAUGUUGUAGUUACAUAUCCGACUGGAAUCACUGUUGAUGCCUUUGAUGAUAUUAAAAUUUUUAACAAUGUUUGCUCUAUUUAUUCAAAUUUCUUAAGUAUUGUAUCAUCGACAAGGCUAGAAGAAAAAUACGUCUGUUUAGAUAAUUUUUGGUUUGUAGUUUAAAAAUACUUGUAAACAUUAUCUGGAAUGUCAGCAUGACCAUAUUUUAUACAUAAUUUACCCUGUGAUGUAUAGUGUGUUUUCUUUUGAUAAUGGAUAUUAACAAUUACUUCAUCAAACUUGUAGGAAAUAAAUUGGUGCGAUAUCAGAAUAUAAAUUUAAUUCAGUUAUUCAACACCUAGACUAAAUUAUAUUUAUACUUACUAUGAUAGAUUUACUCUUCAUCAAGUAAUAUUAGUAAUAUACAUGAUAUGUCAGUACAGAAAUAGAAUUUUUUAUUUUAACUUAUAAUUUCCUCUAAAUAAAUAUAAAAAAUCUUUUCAUAUUAUGUUCAAAAGAAUCUGUUGGUUCGUGACUUGUUAAUUUUUUAUACUGAAAUGCCUUUGCAAGCCUUUCUAAAUAUUUGGUCGAAUAUUGAUUGAUAAUAAUGUACAUUUCAGUG